Penicillium canariense is the source of this 1962-nucleotide messenger RNA. RefSeq names its product putative C6 transcription factor. Lineage: Eukaryota; Fungi; Ascomycota; Eurotiomycetes; Eurotiales; Aspergillaceae. Gene Ontology annotation, biological process: regulation of DNA-templated transcription; DNA-templated transcription. Gene Ontology annotation, molecular function: DNA-binding transcription factor activity, RNA polymerase II-specific; zinc ion binding; DNA binding. The annotation marks the transcript as partial. The record is from RefSeq and is a predicted model, not a curated record. The transcript is spliced from 4 exons.
AUGAAUGCCUCCACUCCGCUCAAGCGGUCCUCGACGGAGGCCGGCCUCGAUUCGCCUCGUGAGUCCAGUCGUCCGGGAGAAUCGAGACCGACAGCCCCCAAGAUAUCCAAGGCCCGAGCCUGCGCAGAAUGUAAGCGACACAAGAUUCGCUGCGAGUUCCGGCCGGGCGAGAAUAACUGCAUCAAAUGUAUCCGCAGCGGUAUCAAGUGCGUGGUGAACGACUUUUCGCAGAAAUUCGUCGACGACGAUGGAGUAUGGAAAUCUCAGGCGGCCUCCACCAUGCAGCAACUGCAGUCUGCGGUGUCCCAGCUCUUGCGACAAGCAGGACUGCCAGAACUCUCGACCUUUGCCGGCGGGGACAGCGGUAACGGACCCAGCCCAGCCGCCUCACACCAUGGCCAUCGUCCAUCCGCUGAUGCAUCGCAAUCGCAUCACAGUCACCAUGAAGGUCCGGGGGUCGUGAUGGAUGUCACCCGGGAACCAUCCCAGGAACCGGAUCUCCAAGACCCAGAACUAGUACCGGCGCCCAUGCGCAGUUUAUACGAGGUCACGAAGUUGCGCAACCUACGAAAUAAUCAUAUCGAAGCACCUAAGAAGACCCUGCUGGAAGAAGAUUUCAUUACUCGAGGACUGAUCUCGGUCCACGAGGCGGAGGAACUGUUUGCCUACUUUAGUCGCACAAUGAACCAGCUACUGUGGGGUGGGAUCAUUUUGGUGCACCGCGAUCUGACAUCCGUCCGUCGCGCCUCGACCCUUCUCUCCGCCGCGGUCUUGACUGUUGCGGCUCUGCAUAUACCGAAUCGGACUGACACGUUGAACCGAUGCUAUCAUGAGUAUGUGUCGCUGGUGUCCAGUAUGGCUCUCACGCGAGCGCACACGCUGGACGAUAUUCGUGGCCUGUGCGUUGGUGCUUUCUGGCUAUCCGAGCUCAGCUGGAAGCUCUCUGGGCAUGCGGUGCGGAUUGCGACCGAGUUGGGUCUGCACCAGAGCUACCAGCGUCUGACCCGUGGGCACGCCGAUCAGUACGAGCGCGCACAACUAUGGUACCUGCUGUAUGUGUGCGACCAUCACUUCAGUAUAGCGUACGGGCGGCCGCCCGUCAUCCACGAGGAUGUGGCAAUUCGUAAUUACGAGACGUUCCUCGAGUUACCCAUGGUGGUUCCAGGAGACAUUCGGCUUCUCGCGCAGGUCGCGUUGUUCAUGAUCUUGACCGAGGCAUACCGCAUGUUCGGGAGCGACACCGAGCACGCGUUGACGGAGGAAGAUUUUGGACAAUUACGGGUAUAUAAUGUCGCGGUGGAUCAAUGGCGGCUUCUUUGGCAGCCUCGUUCUGCCGACAGUUCAUACGUGCGAACCUAUCCCUCCAAGGGAGUAGUCCUGCACUACCAUUUCGCCAAGUUCCAGCUCAAUUCGUUGUCGCUCCGUGCGCUUUCCCCAUCUAAUGCCCCGGUCUUCUCCAUGGACCGCAAGGAGUCGGCCAACAUUGCCAUUUCGUCGGCCAUGGCAUGCUUGAACAUGGUUCUCGAGGAGCCCGAUAUCCGUGACGCGAUCGUCGGCGUCCCCAUUUUCACCCAUACCAUGGUGACCUUCUCCGCAGUCUUCCUGCUCAAGGUCGCCAUCAACUGGAACACCGCAUAUUUGAGCAUCAACGCGGGCGAAGUGCGGCGGCUUGUCGAGCGCGUCAUUGAGCUGAUGAACUGCGUUUCGGCCGGCGAGCGACACUUAACUCGACACAUUGCACGUGGGUUGGGCAAAAUGCUGGGGCGCUUCGACUCGUGGGAGGCUGCAUGGCAAGUGGGCGCAAACAAUAACGGCAGCGCGGUCGACAUGCCUGGGGGCACGAAUGCGAUGGCGCAGGGGUUCCCUCCGCCUGAUCUGAUCUACGACAUGGUCGGCACGUAUGGAUUUGGGCUCGACGAGAACCUGCUGGACCCGAGUAUGGCGAACUUUGAGUUCUUGGCG